AUGCAUGAAAUACAAUCAUUUGAAUUGUUGAUACAAGUUGAACAAGGUGAUAUGCAAGGAAGACAUUAUGAAUUUGAAAGGUAUUUACCAAUAUCACAUGAUGUACAAGUACUACUGGAACCUAAACAUGUCUUACAAAUAGCAUCACAAACUGAGCACAUAGUUCCAAUAAUAAAAUAGUGAUCCUCACAAGUUUAGCAUACGGUGUUAGAUGUGCAUGUAGCACACUAAGUAGGGCAAUUUGAGCAAUUCACACCUUAUUUGUAAAACUUAGGAAAACAAGUUGAACAAGAUUUUUAUGAAAACGUAGGAAUACAUGAUGAACAAUACACCAGACUACAAAUUUCGCAUCCAUUUUAACAAGUAUCACAUAUUUCAAUCACAGGAAUAACAUAAAAACCUGGCUUACAUUAAUCACAUUUUGAAUCAUCUGUACAACUUAUACAAUUAGAUAUACAAUCUACACAUUAACCAUUAUCCUCAAAUUAUCCUUAAUUACAACUCCAAGUUACUGAUAUAAUUUAAUAUGUCUUUACAUAAACAGUUCAUUAGAAUAAUGUUGAUUCUAAGUAUGCUGUUGGACAUACAAAAAUUAUUAAUAAUAUAUGGGAAAUUGAUGAUGCAAUAAGGAUUUAACAAUUAUAUUUAUCAAAAAUUUAUAACAAAUUAUUAUUCAUUCAUCUUUACCUUCAGAGGCUUAAAUUAAUUGUCAAAAUGCUGA
Molecule: messenger RNA, 721 nt
Organism: Paramecium primaurelia
Lineage: Eukaryota; Ciliophora; Oligohymenophorea; Peniculida; Parameciidae
Source: the annotation of a GenBank genome assembly